CAGAACGGUAAUGUUGGCUUAAGUUCUUAUUCUAAAACAGUUUUUUGGUUCAAUUGUGAAAAAGAAUAAAGAUUACUGAUCUUUACAGUUUUAUUUUGCAAUGGAUUACCAUUACGAACAGACCAGUGAGGUUGAGGCAUUGGAUUCUAUCUAUUACGGCGAAAUGAAAAUUUUAGAGACUGAGCCAUACAAUAAGUUUUGUAUACCGAUAAUGUCGGAGGGUUUCGAAGACGGUGGUGAAGGUUUAAGCUGCCAGCUCACUUUUACAUAUACAGCCAAAUAUCCUGAUGAGUUACCAAUUGUUGAGAUAGAAAAUGAAGAGAAUUUUGGCGAUGCGGACAGGAAUCAAUUGUUGGAACAUUUAAUGGAACAGGGUAAGGAGAAUCUAGGCAUGGUGAUGGUGUUCACCCUGGUCUCGGCAGGACAGGAGUGGCUUAAUGAGAAAUGGGACAGCAUGAAAAGGGAGAAAGAAGAAAAAGUUCUUGCUAAAAUAAGAGCAGAUGAGGAAGCAGAACAGAAAAGAUUUGAAGGCACAAGAGUGACAGUAGAAUCAUUCCUGGCGUGGAGGAAGCAGUUUGAGAAUGACAUGGGCAUUCCUGCUAAAAGGGAAAGAGAGGGCAAAGACAAAAAUAAACUAACAGGAAAAGAAUUAUUCUUAAGGGACACAACACUCAAUGAAUCUGACCUUAAGUUCCUCGAUGAUGGUGAUGCGGUCAAAGUUGAUGAAUCCCUAUUCCAAGAUUUGGAUGAUUUGGAUAUCUCAGAUGAGGAUGAUGAAGACUAUGUGCCGGGAGAGAGCGGCAGUGAGAGUGAUUAGCGAACAAUACCGCGCAUAACUGUGCGCUAUUGAUAGACUGCUUGUGUUUGUGAUAAGCUUGGCGUGUUAGCCAAUGAGAUCAAUAUUGCAUAUCAACCUUUACAAGAUAAAUUUCAGGUUUGUAUUUUUGACUUACAGCCUAACAUAAUCAAGAAACAUUUUUACUCAUUUAUUUUAGUGUUUUUUCAUUUAUUUCAAAUUUUACCGAUCCAAAGAUCGCAGAAAAGAAAAGUUUGACCAAAAUAUGAGGGAUGUUUUCAUAAUUCCUCUUAUAAUUAAAAUUAUACACCUAAUAAUGCUGUAUGGAGUGAAAGAGAUAAUAGAAGCUGUAAGGAGAAAAGUGUAUUUAUCCCUUUCUAAAGGUUGAUGUGCAAUAUUUAUAGCCGAGUAAAUGCUUGAAGAUGAGGCUUGGCCAAAAAGGGACAGAAGUUAUUUAAUUGUUGACUUGUUAAUGAUUUAGCAAAGUUUAGUCAAUAUCCGUUUUUUAACAUUUGAGACAUGUUUUCAUAUUAUAGAUCAGGUUGUAUUUCUACUGAAGGAUGACAAAUAAGAGAUAUUUGCGUAAAAGUGCUGUUAUUGCCAACAUUAAAUGAGUGAUGUUAUUGCUAUAAUUAUGUUAGCUAUAUUGUAAUUCUUGUUUGUUUGUUUUUAAAUCAUUCUGCAUAUAUUCGUCAGUGAGAAUAAACGCUAACACUCGAUUCUAAGGUUUACAAACAUUUUGUAAUUUUACAGGCACUUCCAAAGCUUCUCUUCAUGUAUCAAAAAGGUUCUUUGUAAAUAAAAGAAUUUGUUUUUAUUUGGA
This is a messenger RNA of Papilio polytes (common Mormon), 1619 nucleotides long. RefSeq names its product RWD domain-containing protein 1. The record is from RefSeq and is a predicted model, not a curated record. Gene Ontology annotation, biological process: cytoplasmic translation. Lineage: Eukaryota; Metazoa; Arthropoda; Insecta; Lepidoptera; Papilionidae. The transcript is spliced from 5 exons. Bases 101 to 817 code for a protein of 238 amino acids. Gene Ontology annotation, molecular function: protein binding.